Leishmania braziliensis MHOM/BR/75/M2904 is the source of this 3003-nucleotide messenger RNA. Its product is annotated as vacuolar sorting-associated-like protein. Gene Ontology annotation, cellular component: retromer, cargo-selective complex; late endosome; retromer complex. The transcript has a single exon. Gene Ontology annotation, biological process: retrograde transport, endosome to Golgi; intracellular protein transport. The record is from RefSeq and is a predicted model, not a curated record. The coding region runs from base 1 to 3003 and encodes 1000 amino acids. NCBI's taxonomy places the organism in Eukaryota, Euglenozoa, Kinetoplastea, Trypanosomatida, Trypanosomatidae.
AUGGCAUUUCGAACCCCAGAAGACGAGGACACCGACGAGUCCAUCGUCACCCUGCGCGGCCCGGUGUUGACAGCUGCGGAGGAGCAGAAGAAGUGGCUGCAGGAGGCCCUCAUCGCCGUCGAUCGCAAAGGUGGCAUCAUGCGCAACUCCAUAGAAGCCAAGGAAAACAUAAUAGUGGUGAUUCGCGCCGCUGCGCAGAUGCUGGAUGAGCUGCGCACAAACCUGCUGGAGCCGCAAAACUACUACGAGCUCUACAUGAGGGUGUUUAGCAUGAUGGAAACAUUUAUGGAGUACCUCGAGGACGAGUACCGCGCAAAGCGGCACACCCUGGAGGAGAUGUAUGAGCGAGUGCAGUUCUGCGGCUACAUUGUACCUCGGUUGUACCUCCUCAUUGCGGCUGGUGCUGUGUAUAUCAAGGAUGGCGAUCAUCCCGCCCUCGAUAUUGCGCGAGACUUGGUGGAGAUGUGCAAGGGUGUGCAACACCCGACCCGCGGGUUGUUUCUACGGCACUUUCUGCUGACGAUGAUGAAGGGCAAACUGCCGGGUGACCCAAACCGACUGGCCAGCGACGUCCGGAAUGGGGCCACGGAGGAUGGCGGCACGGUGACGGACACCGCCAAUCUACUCGUGCAGAACUUCAAGGAGAUGAACUGGUUGUGGAUUCGCAUGGAGGCAGGGAGCUACGCCAACCGCAACGGCGGCAGCACAAACAGUGUCACCGCCGGAAGCCCGACUACUGCCGUACUGCCGGCCCCCUCGCCUCCACCGACUGUGUCGAUCGCCGCCUCGUCAUGGUCGCCCGACACCGGCACACACCCGGGCGCGCCACUUGGCUUGCCGCAGCGGUCGCUUCGUGCGGCGCGCCGCACGCAGCAGGAGCGCCGUGCCAUGUGUGUCCUCGUCGGCAUCAAUGUGGUUCGUGUGGCACAGCUGGACGGCAUCAGUCGUGAUGUCUACGCGAACACAAUACUACCGCAUCUUCUGUCCAUCAUGGUACGCUACUGCGAGCCGUUGGCGCAGCAGUACCUCUUCGAGGUACUCAUUCAAGUCUUCCCGGACGAGUUCCAUCUCUUCACGAUCGACAAGCUCUUCGGUGCCAUCACUCGCACUGUCUCUGGAGUCGAGGUGACCGAGCUGCUCCGCUCGCUGAUGGAGCGGCUCUGCAAGUACGCCAUGGCUGUGCAGGACGGCGUGGCGGAUGUGUCGAGUCCUGAAGAGGAGGCGAAGCUGCGCGAUCUGUUCCCGAUGCUGCUCACCCAGUUGAGUGGCAUGCCCAUCUCGUACAAAACGCACAUGCUCACCAACACCGUGAUCAAGCGCACCUCGUCCGUACCGCCGCCGACGCCCAUGAUGUUGGGUGCGUACGUGACGACUAUGCGGCAUCUUGUGGACGUGGCCAUGGCGCUCUAUGGAAGGUCGACGAAGCGCCGCUUCAUGUCGCUGUCAAAUAUUAUCGAUGUUGCAGCUGCCAAAUUCUCCGCGUCAACAGCGGACCCGUCAGAGGCGAUGAACGGGGCCGAGGCUGCAACUGCAGCGGCGGUGUCAACAGCCGCCUCCAUCAGCCCAGCGGCGGCCCUCGCGGCGGGCCAGUUCCUCGUCCACGUCAUUACAGGGUGCUGUGCGACAGUGCAAGAGGUAAUGGCCAUGGAAGGCAUUGCGACUCUCACGUCGUGCCUGCCGUUCCUGCAGAGGCGCGAAGUGGCCAUAGCGGUGUGCGAGGUAGCCCUGCGUGGCAGCACGGCCGCGCCGGUGCUGCCGUCGGUUAGCAAGGCAGCAAGUAGUGGCGCCGGUAGUGGUGGUUUGAAGUCCGCGGCGGUGGUCACAGCGCCGCCGCCUUUAUCGCGUCCAAUAACGACUCUGGAGGACGUCGCGCGCCUCUUCGAGCUGCUGGACCCGUUCCUUGUCGAGCAGCCCGACGCCCCAUCUGACCUAGGGCUCAUCUACAGGUACAACCCGAUCGUGGAGUUUGUGGAGGAGCAGAACCUCGUGUGCCGCAUUCUGCACCUCCUCUCCAACGAUGACCCGGCCGUCUACACAAAGAUGCUGACAGGCGCACGUAAGGCUCUUCUGCAGGGCGGUGCGCGGCGCAUUCCGCUCACCUACCCGACCCUGAUGACGCUGCACAGACGCGCAGCGCUGCGGCUCUAUGCCCAAUAUCAGCGCGCCGCCUCCUCGAACAGCAAGUCCGACGAGGGCGAGCGGGACGGCGACGACGCUGCCACAGCGGCAGCGUCGCAAGCGAUGAAGGCGGUUCGCAAGUGUUUUAGCCACAUGCACUCGGGGGACAGCAAGGGCAUUCUCGAGGUGUUCGCGGUGGAGGCGCCUGUGGAGGCGCUUAAAGAGUACCUGCGCUGCUCCAACACGGCCGAUGUAUGCGAGCAGCCAGAGACCAGCUACGAGCUCUACGUCGCGGCGCUGACGCUGUACGAAGGUCAUGUCGAGGAUACUCGUGAGCAAAUUGACAGCCUUGUCGCUUGCGUGAACUCCAUCUAUCAGAUGCGCCACAUGGCGGAGGAAAACUACGAAGUGCUGGCGGCGAGGAUUUGUCAGUACGCGUCGAAGAUGCUCAAGAAGCGUGACCAGAGCUACCUCAUCGCCAUUUGUGCAGCGCUCUUCGCAAAGAAGCAACUCUCUCGCGAGAGCCAGGAGCGCGUGCAGGAGUGCCUGCGGCGGUCGCUGAAGUUAGCGGGGCAAGUUCUUGCCCUUGCACAACUAGAGCUGUACGUGCAGCUGCUGAACAUCUUCCUGCGCUUCUUCACACCCAAGAGCGGCUACCUGGUGUCUGUCGAGCUUGUGAAUGAGUUGAUCGAGAAGAUCUCCGAGACGAGCGAGGUGCAGCGCAGCGAAGUCAGCGGCGACGGCAACCGCAGCGCCGUCGAUAACGAGGAGAGGGACAAGGCAGCCAACACGUUCGCUAACAUCCGCCUUUUCUACCGAAACAUUACAAAGUACAUCCGCUCUCGUCAGAGCGUGGAGGAGCGAUGGAACGAAAUCGACGUGUGA